CACACACACCUACUGUAUAUCCACCUGGCAGCAGAUUGGCUUUCUGAUCCAAGUGAGAGAGAGAGGGAGGGAGGGAGGGAAAGAAAGAGAGAGAGAGAGAGAGAGGAGGAGGAGGAAAAUAAACUAUAUAGGAUGGUAUCAAAGACCAUCAGAGCCUGGCAAAUGCACUGACCCAGAGAGUGAACAGAGAGACAGACCAGCAGAGAGAGAGAGAAAAAAUCUUGACACUGUUUGGAGCUCCUCCACUGUUUGGCAGGGAAUCGAGCAGGAGUUGGGGAAUUCCUUGAACAAAGGAAAGGUGGAAUGAACAGAGAAUUGUUUGAUGAGAAUAAUAUUGAAGAUGCCAUUCUCCCUUGCUGAUGAUAUCUGAACUGUGAAUCUCUAGUAGUGGUUUGAAGGAGCUAUGCUUUCAGAUCGGUUUCUGGAGGUCAUAAACUAGAGUCGUCCUCUACAGCAUGUGUUUUGUAAAUGUGGGAUAGCAGAAAAAGCCUGAAUGUAAACUGCUGACAGACCCACCGAUAUGGUCUAGGAACUGACCUAGUGAACAACAUGAUUUCAUCCACUGCCGUGGGUAAAGAGAAUCGACAGGCCCCGAGGUUGUUUGGGGCAGAUCCUGAAACUUGCACCAUUGUGUUUAAGAACCACUGGGCUCAGGUGCUGAAGAUCUUGGAGAAGCAUGACCCGCUGAAGAACUCCAGCGCAAAACAUGGCCUGAUCCCCGCGGACGAAGCUAGCGCCGUCCAGAAUUACGUGGAGCACAUGAUCUUCCUGCUGAUCGAGGAGCAGACCCAAGAUGCCGCCAUGGGCCCCAUCCUGGAGUUCGUGGUGACGGAGAACGUCAUGGAGAAACUUUUCUUGUGGAGCCUGAGGAGGGAGUUCACGGACGACAUGAAGAUCGAGCAGCUGAAGAUGUACGAGAUGCUGGUCACGCAGUCCCACCAGCCUCUGCUGCACCAUAAACCAAUCCUCAGGCCCCUCAUGAUGAUGCUGAGCGCCUGCUCUGGGACCACAACCUGCGAUGUGGAGACGGAACUGGUCCUGCUCCUCAACCAGCUCUGCUCCAUCCUGGCCAGGGACACGUCCAUCCUUGAGCUGUUUUUCCACACCAGCGAGGACCAUGGAGCAGCAAACUUCCUCAUCUUCUCCCUGCUGAUUCCUUUCAUUCACCGAGAGGGAAUGGUGGGACAGCAGGCUCGGGACGCACUGCUUUUCAUCAUGUCCAUGUCAGCAGAGACCGACGUGGCCAAACAUAUCGUGGAACAAACUUACUUCUGUCCGGUGCUCGCAACUGGACUGAGCGGCCUCUACUCCUCACUGCCGACCAAACUGGAUGUGAAGUCUGAGGAGUGGCAUUAUCUGCAGCGGGAGGACUGGAUCCAGGUUCCAGCUCUUGUGCAGUUUAUGAACUCGCUGGAGUUCUGCAACGCAGUAAUACAGGUGGCUCAUCCCAUGAUCCGCAAUCAGCUUGUGAGCUACAUCUACAAUGGAUUCCUUGUGCCUGUCAUGGCUCCUGCACUUCAUAAGAUGACGGUGGAAGAAGUCAUGACUACAACCGCGUACUUAGAUCUGUUCCUACGCACUAUAUCAGAGCCGGCACUGCUGCAGACAUUCCUCAGCUUCAUCCUGCUACACGAGCAUGAAAAUGUCCAGCUCCUUGACACCCUCGUCUGCCGCAUUAAUACUCCAUUUCGGUUGUGUGUUGUAUCUUUGGCCCUGUUCAGAACUCUAAUUGGCCUGCACUGUGAGGAUGUAAUGCUGCAGCUGAUACUGAGGUACCUAAUACCGUGCAAUCAUAUGAUGCUGAGCCAGAGGAGCGCAGUUAAGGAAAGGGACUGCUACUCUGUGUCUGCUGCCAAGCUGCUGGCCUUGACUCCAACCUGCUGUGAUCCUGGCAUAUGUCUGGCCCAGAGAGGACAGGAGGACCAAUACCAGCUGAGGUCAAAACUCCUGAAUCCAUCGCACACUGACACUGCAGGCUGCGAGAAACAACUUGUCUGCGCAGAAAACACAGCGAACCAGCAUGAAGACAGAAAACCAUUGGACAUCAGUUACCUGCAGUACUUGUGGGAGGCCCGGGUCAAUAUUACCACUUGUUUAAAGAGCUGCAGAGGCUGGUCUGCACCUUAUGAUGGUGAAAAUCCAGAGGCUGAGACCACUGUCCCAGCGCUGCCAGUGGACACCAGCAAACCAGUCGCUCAAGUCCCCGGCAGACCCCAGCACAAAGCAGGGUCCAGGAGGCACAGACUUAAGAUCAAGUCUCCGAUGCAGCUGGACCUGGAAUGGGACAACAGCUAUGACACCGGAAUGUCUCCAGGCUCGGAUGAUGACCUCCUGCAGCCUUAUCUGCUCCAGGUGCCUGGGAGUGACGUACAAUCUACAGAGCCACCAAGGCACAUACAGGAGAUGAGGAAAAAUGCCAUCUUGCUGGUUAAAGGGUCCUACAUCGAGGAGUCGGACUUCCAGGAUGACAUCAUGGUUUACAGGCUCUGUGCUGAUAAAGAUGCUCAGGACGGCGUUGAGUCGAAUCCUCAAAAAGUCAAACCUUUAUCUCCUGCGAGCGGCACGGGUCAGAAGGUGCCUGUUACGAAUGGGCCCGUCAACAGGACGGUGCAGUGUGCCUCGGGCAGCACUGCCUCAGGGGAGCGUCUCACAGCGAGUGGCUGCUCUGAACAGGACGCAAAGACAGAGCAGUCAGGACUGAGAGAACAGAAACUGGAGGAAAUGCAGCAACGGUCCGUACCCAGUGUGAACCAGCGAAUCCUGAGCACGGGCGGCGACGAUUUCCUCGCCCAGUUUCAGGAUCUCCUCACAAAACCCAGCGCUAAUCCCGGCGACACAUUGAUGAUGAAGCUGACCUCAUCAGAUACCAACAUUCCUAUGGAAGAAGAUGAUGACUUUAGGAGCUUCUCCUUGGAGUCCCCAUAUCCAGAAAACGUUCCUUCUCCAUUCGGCACUAAAGUCCACCUGAUCUCCUCUGGAAAUCCUGCUCGAGUCCACAUAGGCCCAUUUACAGGACCAUUUAUCAGCGUUUUAUUGUCGAAGUUGGAGAGGAUGCCAGAAAACGAGUUGCAUGUAAAUUUGUUGCUGACAGGGAUUGUUGCUCAGUUGGCUUGCUACCCACAGCCUCUCCUCCGGUCUUUCUUGCUCAACACCAACAUGGUCUUUCAGCCCAGCGUACGCUCACUCUAUCAGGUGCUGGGAUCUGUGAAAAAUAAAACAGAGCAGUUUGCUUCUACAAAUGAAGACGUCUUAGUUCUCCUGCCCCAAGCUCGGGAUUACUUACUCUCACGGGUGUCAACCUCCACUUCAGGCAUGUUCAUAGCCAAAGAGAAUAAGCACAGUCAACGUGCUGCUGAGAACGGACACAAGAUCCUGAGUAGUCACCAAAAUGCACUGCAGCCACUUUCAAGCAAUCUACAACAGUCAGUGGCUCCUCCUCCCUCUCAUGUGAAAAACACCAUCCAUGCAGCUGUCAUCUUCACAGAAUUUUUGAAGGAACUUGCAGCAAUUGCACAGGAACAUUCCAUCUUAUCUCACACACCACUAGAAGAAUGUGAAGAAUAACCGAUCCUGCAAUAGCAAACCUUAAGGAAAUGUUUUUAAUCUACAAAUGUCCUAGUUUUUUUAAAAAGAUUUUUUUAAACAUAUCCUUUUGCUAAGAAAUACCUCUUAAAUUCGUGAACAACAUUUCCAAGCCUUAACUAUAGUGGAAGAGGUGCUGAGAAUGAUAUGGAGGAAAAAUUGGAACUGUUUUCUCGAACGAUAGUUCCAUGAUAUGGAGUUGUUUUCUACAAAUUACAAGUAUUCUGUAUUCAAGUUUGCUUUUUAAUAUGCAGCAGCCUUAUUUUAGAAUAUGGAAUUGAAACUAUGCAAGCUGCAAUGGAUGUAAAUUUUACAGAGGCAAAAAUGUAUUCAUUCUUUAAAUGGCAGAGGGUAUUAUAUUAUUUUAUAGUAAAUAUGAUUCUAUGUUUAUAGAUUUGAGGUGUGAACAUUUAUAAUGAUGAAAAACAAUCUAUUUAAAAAAACUAACAAUGAUCCUGCAAUGUUGCUCUGCAAGUGGUACCAAAGAUGAAAUGAGAGGAUAACAUUUCAGAACAAGACUUUGACAUUGUGAUAAGGAAAAUAAUCGUUCCACUUAAGUUAAAUUUGUCUCGUCUUUUCUGACUUGACAAAUUGUUCUCAAAACCCUAAAUGUGUAUUGGUGAUAAGAGGAUUUGAGUGUAAUUGUUCAGCUACUUUAAAGCAGCAGAUGUGGAUUUGAAAUAAGGUUUGCUCAUUGUGGUGUAGCCUCAAGCACAUUUUUAUGCUCACAAGUAGAUCUGUGUAUUGUAUUUAUAGUAGGUUGUUGUUGAUUUUUUUGGGGGGGAAAGAGAAACUCAUAAAUGGUCAUUCAUUGACUUCACUGUGUUAACCAUUUGAGUGCUCAAAUGUUGGGUCCUAACGCAUACUUCCUGUUUUGCCACUUGUUCAAAACGUACAACUAGAAUAUCAAAAAAUAUACACGUGUAUUUUGAUUCAUGAAUGAAGUAUAUUAAUUUGGCACUAAAAUCCUAUUCUACAUCUCAAAGGGUCAAUGGCAUUCAUAAGUAAAUUGUAAACUUCUUUCUGAAGAUAAGAUGCCUAAAAAAGUAAAAUACACACUAAACGUUGGCGGUAGUUUCUAAAAUGUGUAUCACUGUGGAAGCUGCCAUUUAUAUCUGGAGGUUAUCAAGGAUCUCUUUACUAGGUCUGGGACAAGUUUUAUUUUCAAGCACAAGUAUCUUGUUUUGUUCCUCAACCUAAAGUUGGAGUUCAAAAUUUUGGAAAAAAACUAGGCAUUAAAGUUUUCCAAAAAUGGUCAUUGAAUUGUUGAGUAAUUUUAUCAGCGUAUAAAUAUGGUAAAAGGUUCCUACAGUACACCAAUCAUCAAAUUGUAAAACACCCCCCACUUCUCCCCCAUUUUACUCCUCAAGAGUCCCACAGGCACUAAUCUGCAUCUCACUCAUGGUUACACAUCUUAUUUUGUUACAUAAUGCAAGAUGAAUUUAACUUAUAUAGCUAUUGAGCAAAUCAAAAGCAUGAUCUGCACGCACUGCAAUCUAUUUGUCUCGCAUACAUUUGUUCACUCCAGGGGCAACCAUCAUGAAUGAAUGCACCCGAAUAGAAACUAACCAAACUGAAAAGACUUGGUUGCAGGAUCAAAAUCUGUCAAUCCUACACUU
Messenger RNA from Callorhinchus milii (elephant shark), 5201 nucleotides. RefSeq names its product FHF complex subunit HOOK interacting protein 1Aa (gene fhip1aa). NCBI's taxonomy places the organism in Eukaryota, Metazoa, Chordata, Chondrichthyes, Chimaeriformes, Callorhinchidae. The record is from RefSeq and is a predicted model, not a curated record. The transcript has 14 exons. Bases 550 to 3564 code for a protein of 1004 amino acids.